Messenger RNA from Coniophora puteana RWD-64-598 SS2, 756 nucleotides. Its product is annotated as alpha beta-hydrolase. The transcript has 2 exons. NCBI's taxonomy places the organism in Eukaryota, Fungi, Basidiomycota, Agaricomycetes, Boletales, Coniophoraceae. Bases 1 to 756 code for a protein of 251 amino acids. The record is from RefSeq and is a predicted model, not a curated record.
AUGCUAUCUGCAACUAGAAAGCCUAUUAUUCUCUUUGUCCACGGAUCAUGGCACACCCCGCGCCACUUCCGCCGCGUGCGCGACGUCUUCGAGUUGCACGGGUACGAGACAGUCUGUCCGCGCUUACCCAGCAUCGGGCAGCCCCCACCCUCUGGCCCGAUCCAGGACGGCGCCUGCGUCAGGGACGAACUGCGGCGGCUCGUCGAGGGGGAAGGGAAGGAGGUCGUCGUGGUCGCGCACUCGUACGGCGGGGUUGCCGCGCAGCAGGGCGCGGACGCCGAGUUCAUGCGCAAGCUGCGGGCUGGGCGUGGUCUGAGCGGCGGCGUGGUCCACAUGCUCUAUCUUUCUGGCUUCCUCUUGCGCAUGGGGGAGUCGCUCGCGUCGGCGCGGGCGGAGCAGCCCAUGAACCGCAUCCUGACCGAUGGCGACGGCAUGUCGGUUGUAUCAAAUCCAGAAUGGAGCUUUUACAACGACCUGCCGGCAGACGAGCAGAAGUUCUGGUCAUCGGAGCUCGUUCCGUGUCCAGUAUCGAUGUCGACGACGCCGGUCACGAAAGCCGCGUACGCUCACCACCCUGUGACCUAUCUUCUCUGCGAGCAGGACGAAGCAAUCUCAAUCUCGAUGCAGCAGAGGAUGGUCCAGCGAGCUAAUGACGCCGCUGGAAUAUCGAUACGAACAGUGCGCUGUUCGUCCGGUCACUCGCCGUAUCUGUCGAUGCCAGAGAUCGUCCUCGGAGUUGUGAACCAGCUCCUGUAG